GGAAGCGAGAUGUACGGGCUGCUGUGCGAGAGCCUGCACGACUUCAUCAAGGAGUCGUAUGGGGACGACGUGUGGAAGCUGGUGCGCGAGCGCGCCGACGUGCGCCUCCACUCUUUCGUCACGCACCAGGUCUACAGUGAGAGCGUGAUCCCCAGGAUUGCCAAAGCUGCCAGUGGGGUGACAGGGACGCCCUACAAUGAGCUCAUGAACUCCUGGGGCGUCUACUUCCUGGGCUUCGUGGGGAAGUACGGCUAUGACAGAAUCCUAAAGGUGCUGGGUCGGCAUGUGCGUGACUUCGUAAAUGGUUUGGACAACCUCCACGAGUACCUGCGCUUCAGCUACCCCAAAGUGCAGCCUCCCACCUUCUUCUGUCAGGAGGAGUCGGCCACAGGGGUCACCCUGCACUACAGGAGCAAAAGAAAGGGCUACCUUCACUACGCCAUGGGCCAGCUGAGGCAGAUGGGCAAGCAGUUCUACGACACAGACAUCCACGUGGAGGUGCUGUCCGAACAGCUGGUGGGAGACUACUCCCACGUCACCAUGAGGUUGAACUUUGACAACUCUGCCUACCGUUACAUCAUGAAAGAAGACGAGGAAGAGCAUGAGAUUUUACCCAUAACCAGCGAUUUCUUUUUUGAUGUGUUCCCCUUCAACAUUGUUUUCAGACAGGACAUGGUGGUGCACAACGUGGGCUCUGGCCUGGCCACAGUCUUCCCCGACCUGGAUGGAAAGAAGAUCACCGAUGCCUUCCUGCUGGCACGCCCCCUAGUGGAGUUUACCUGGAACAUGAUCAUCUCUCAUCCAAACAACCUGUUUGAGAUCAUGUCCAAAGAGCCGGUGAAGAGAGAGAGAAACCUCCACAACCGCGUUCAGACUGAUGUGGAUGUGGAGCUCAUGGCCUUCCAGUCCAUCAUCGGUGACGACUACAAAGAUGGGAAUAGUGCGAACGCCAUGGAAAGCUGGGGAGAUGGCAGUCGCUGCCUCAGACUGAAGGGCCAGAUGAGAUACAUGCCCGAGUGGGAGUCCAUCAUCUUCCUCGGCACACCUGUGAUGGAGAGCCUGAGUGCCAUGUUUAAGACAGGACUGUACAUCAAUGACCUGAGCAUGCACGACUCCAGCAGAGACCUGGUGCUGGCAGGCACACAGCAGUCCGAGGAGCUCAAGAGAGCUCUCAUUCAGGAGCAAAAGAAGUCCAGUAAGCUGGAGGAGAGCAUGAAGAUGCUGGACUACGAAAUGAAGAAGACAGAUGACCUUCUCUACAGGAUGAUCCCUAAGCCUGUGGCCAAGAGACUGCGCAAAGGAGAGCCGGCCGUCAACACCUGUGAGGUGUUUCCUGACGUGACCAUCCUGUUCAGCGACGUGGUGGGCUUCACACGCAUCUGCAGCCACAUCACACCCAUGCAGGUGGUGUCCAUGCUCAACACCAUGUACACGCUCUUCGACACACUCAGCGAGAAGCACCGUGUCUUCAAGGUUGAGACUAUUGGUGAUGCUUACAUGGUUGUAGCUGGGGCCCCUGAGAAGACCAAGUACCACGCCCACAACAUCUGUGACAUGGCCCUGGACAUGGUGCGCUCCAUCGACCACCUGAAGGACCCGUCCAAUGGAAACAACAUACAGAUCAGAGUGGGCAUCCACUCUGGGAUGGUGGUGGCUGGUGUUGUUGGUCAUAAGAUGCCGCGGUAUGGUCUCCAUGGCGAUACGGUUCACACAGCGUCUGCUAUGGAGAGUAAUGGAAAGGAGAUGCACAUCCAGCUGAGCAGCGCCACCUAUGAGCACCUCAAGGGCAGCCACUUCAUCUUCGAGAGGCGUGGCAUCAUCACCAUCAAGGGCAAUGUGGAGAUCGAGACGUACUGGCUGAAGGGGAAAAGAGACAAAGACGGUAAUGCACAGGCAGCCUGCCCCCAGUUUGAGACACAGACCAUCAGCAAGGCCACCAUCUCCGCCUCAGAUCCUCCCAUCAGCGAGGAGGUGCUGGUUUUCCCCUCCGUGGCCGGCAAGGACGAGGAGGACGUCAAGUCCAUUCGCUCGCACCGCAUCAAAAUGGAAGCCUCUGGAAACUCCCUGGAGGAGUCCAUGGAGGAGUGCAGGGUGGAGGAGAUGUCAAUGAGUAAGUCUCAUUACAAAGAUGCGCUUCAGGACGGCAGUCAGCAAGACCCUCGCAUCGAGCUCGACUCCCCUGACUUCGACGGGAGGAAUUCCCUCUUGGAGUCUCCCGACGGUUCGUGUGACUCCUGCAGCUCGGAGAAGAGUGCCAUGUGUACAGUAUCAUGAGCCUGCAGACCUGCGCUCCAUUUGAAGCUAACGCCACGCAUCUUUAGUGCACAGC
This is a messenger RNA of Sardina pilchardus (European sardine), 2329 nucleotides long. RefSeq names its product soluble guanylate cyclase 88E-like. The transcript is spliced from 18 exons. Bases 10 to 2274 code for a protein of 754 amino acids. NCBI's taxonomy places the organism in Eukaryota, Metazoa, Chordata, Actinopteri, Clupeiformes, Clupeidae. Gene Ontology annotation, biological process: response to oxygen levels; nitric oxide-cGMP-mediated signaling; cGMP biosynthetic process. Gene Ontology annotation, cellular component: guanylate cyclase complex, soluble. Gene Ontology annotation, molecular function: heme binding; guanylate cyclase activity. The record is from RefSeq and is a predicted model, not a curated record.